AUGAUUGAAAUAUUUCAAGAAUACGGAGAAGUCCGUAGUUACGGAGCCAAUACUUACAAGGGUGCAGAUGAAAAACGGGAUGGCGGAGGUGGAGCAAAGGAAGAAUUGGCCGUUGGGGCUAUGUUGAACAGUUGCUGA
Messenger RNA from Paraglomus occultum, 138 nucleotides. Lineage: Eukaryota; Fungi; Glomeromycota; Glomeromycetes; Paraglomerales; Paraglomeraceae. The record is from the annotation of a GenBank genome assembly.